GUAACCAGGAAAACGGUUGCCGAGUUGUGGUUUGCAUAUGCGGGACAAGCUUAUAUACAAGCUUAUAUACUCCGUACCCUUCACUCUAUUCUCACUACUCUUCUAAAAGUCAUUCAUUCCUAGGCAUAUCCACGAUGUAACUGCCUCUGAUAUUCCACCAUUACAGAUAUGGCAGCACCCCACUAUAGGUUCGUUUCUGACUUUUCGUAUUACUAUAUCUCCGGAACUUUCAUCCACCAAUCUACAAAUUCUACUACCGAGCCACGAUGCUCGCCCAGCACAGGAUGAUAUUAGCAAGACCCCUAUCAUUUGCCAUCAGAGGCUGAAUAGCACAAUUUGGAGCUACACCUGCUACAUUUGAACUCUCAACUCCAUAAAGACCUACACAAUAUACAUGCUCUUGCCAUUCGGCUGUGGGUUAUUAUCACGGAUCAAAUAUUUUUGAUAUUCAGCCGGACCGGAGAAAUGUCCAUCCCGUGGAUCCCCGACCAAACGCGCUUAGUCACCAGGACUUUUCUGGACUUUUCUUUAACUACCCCUCUACAAACACAAUCGACGGCAGACAGAUUUACAACCUCAAUUGCUCUCUUACCUCUCUUUCGUGUUUUCCUACUACUCUUGGGUUCCGCUCAUUAAAUAUAUCUAAGCAUUGAACCUCUCGACUGCCCGUUCCGUAGCGAUCACGCUUUCCAUGAAGCCAUUAUGGAUCAUAUAGCCCCUAUCACAGUCCUUAUUUCAGGCAAUGGGUCGAAUUUCCAGGCCGUCAUUGACGCAAUUCAGGCUGGAGAGCUCCCCGCCAAAAUAGUCCGCGUAAUAUCUAACCGGAGGGAUGCUUACGGACUCGAACGGGCCAAAAACGCCAAUAUCCCCUCCCAUUACCACAAUCUCGUAAAGUACAAGAAACAGCACCCCGCAACAGAGGAAGGGAUUAAACUGGCUCGUGAGGAAUAUGACAAAGAGCUGGCAAGAUUGAUUUCGGAAGAUUCUCCCGAGCUCGUCGUGUGUCUGGGGUUUAUGCAUGUUCUUUCUCCCGCCUUCUUGGACCCGGUCAAGGGCGCAAAUGUCAAAGUCAUCAACCUGCAUCCCGCCUUACCUGGCGAGUUUACUGGUGCCAAUGCCAUUGAACGCGCCCACGCCGCCUGGCUAGAUGGAAAGAUCGACCGGACUGGAGUUAUGAUCCACGACGUAAUAGCAGAGGUAGACCUGGGACGCCCCAUUCUGGUCAAAGAGAUUCCUUUUAUCAAAGGAGUCGAUGAGGAUAUAAAUGCCCUCAAGCGGAGGAUCCACGAGGUGGAGUGGAAAGUCGUUGUCGAAGGCGUGGGAAUCGCAAUCCGACAACUCCAUCCCACCGGGGAUCCUUCACCUCCAGAAAACAGAGAGGGCAACCAUGGCUCACGAGGGUGAAUUCAAAUAAAGUACUUGGUAGAUUUUGUUAUCUAAAGGUUAAUUUCAUGACUACCCCGUCCCGUCUCUGGCGCGCUUCCGGUGGGAAUGGGAAUGAAGAUAAGGGAAUAUUAUAUUGAGCGGAGGUUCGAAAACACUCUCACAAGACGAAAUUAUGAACAUUUUUGGAUCCCGGGCAUUAACAUGUGCUUGCGAUUGGCGGCACGUUCACAGAAUUGACCGACGACAGAUCAUUUGCUCCACUUUGGUCUCUCCUCCCAGGGGACCAGGUUAGCAUUUUGGGCAGCGUUUGGAAUUGGUACCUGCUGGUGGAAAUAAUACCUCUCUAUAUCUGAGCCCGACUGGAUUGUAAUGGGAACAGGAACAAGCAAGGAGAAGAAGUCAAAAUCUGCGUGAAAGCAGAGAUAGACUCAUAAUUAUUUUCCGUGUCGAAUACUAUUUGAUCAGUGGGUGAAUAUGUACCAACAGCAUAAUCAUAGAGCGUUGAUACGAUAUCAUAUCUUCCGUGGUUCCUGGGACUGCCAGGUUAAUUUUUUGUUCAUCUUCUAGUCGCCAUUCCUAGAAUCGCGCGAAGAUGUCUCUGAUGGAGAACUAUAAUCUCCAGGUUGUUCUCCGUCUAUGGAAUAUUGUCUUUAUAAGGAGGAAAUGCGGUGAACGGGUGCAUAUUUGGUCGGAUCUGGUCAACUCACCACACCCUCAUUUUUCUAUGAUACCAAAUGACUGUUCCACAGGCCUCGUGCGCGCAAAAUGCAAUCACAGAGGGAAUAAUGACAUAGAAGGACAUAAUAAUGUUUUAGAUGGUUAAACCGUUUGUUUUGUAUAUUAGAUUGGGUGGGAUAGGCCUUGCUCCUCACCCUGGUCUGCCCGUAACGGAAAUGGAGAGUACACCGAGCUCCCGGUGGAAAGUUGCUUGGCUGCAUGGCCACGGAGUGCAUGUUGUACAGUACCUGCGCAUGGAUGUAUGAUUUAUGUAUAAAUGCAGGCGGUAUACAUAUGGCUCUUGGGGCUGUGAAAUUGGUGGGGAAGCGAGGCGCUAAUGCCACGGGUACAGGCGCAUCAUGGAAGUGUGAUUUGUUUUUGAAAGAUGCAGCGACGAAAAGGAGCGGAGAUUGUCGAAACCAGGGAGGGAGGGAGAGAGAGAGAGAGAGAGAGAGA
This is a messenger RNA of Blastomyces dermatitidis ER-3, 2559 nucleotides long. RefSeq names its product phosphoribosylglycinamide formyltransferase. The record is from RefSeq and is a predicted model, not a curated record. Gene Ontology annotation, biological process: 'de novo' IMP biosynthetic process. The transcript is spliced from 2 exons. Gene Ontology annotation, cellular component: cytoplasm. Gene Ontology annotation, molecular function: phosphoribosylglycinamide formyltransferase activity. NCBI's taxonomy places the organism in Eukaryota, Fungi, Ascomycota, Eurotiomycetes, Onygenales, Ajellomycetaceae. Bases 703 to 1404 code for a protein of 233 amino acids.